This is a messenger RNA of Fonsecaea erecta, 1647 nucleotides long. RefSeq lists its product as hypothetical. The record is from RefSeq and is a predicted model, not a curated record. The coding region runs from base 1 to 1647 and encodes 548 amino acids. The transcript is spliced from 3 exons. Lineage: Eukaryota; Fungi; Ascomycota; Eurotiomycetes; Chaetothyriales; Herpotrichiellaceae.
AUGGACGACGCUGGUCUUCACGAACAGAUCCGUCCAGUUCCAGCCUCAAUACCAGACGCAGAGCAGGAUGGCAGCAAGGACGACAUCUCAAUCCAGGUUGACCCUGCUCGUUUGGACGAUAAGCAAGGCCUGUCGUUGAACGUGGAUCUUCACCCCAAUACCAGCCAUGAGCACACAGGUCACCACCAUGCAGAGGUACGGGCAAGACACCGAUAUACGAUCCGUCGACCACGGGCCCUUCAGUUCUCGUACCGAAGACAGGUCGUCCACGCCGGAGACGAACGCGGAGCUCGUGAGUCAGCAGGUCGGUCGAGCAUAUCCAGCCACCUCCCCGAAGAUAUCGCCAAGGAGAGGGAAAGACUGGAUCUCUUCAUCGACCUGAUCUGGGUGGGCAUCAUCGGCAAUCUCUCAGAGGUAUUCUCGUCAUUAGGAUUCAGGCCCGAAGACCCAGACCUGGGGCUCGCAGCGCUUGUGUUUAUCCUGGUCUUCUUGCCCUCGUGGCGCAUCUGGGACGCCAUGCGCGAGUUCUUGAACAACUACUACAUGGACGACAUGGUGCAGCGGGCCUUCACCCUGUGGGUUCUGGUGCUCUCGGUCUUCUACGGCAACCAGCUGGCCUAUCUGACCGAAAACAUCGACGAGGUCAAGCAGUGGGUCAUCUCGACGUAUCUCGUCAUCUUCGGCGCCUUCGGGCUCAUCGAACUGGCCUAUUCGGUCUUCAUCAAAUGGCUGCGGAAACUCGUCAUUCUCCAAACCAUCCUCCGACUCCGGUCAAUCGCGCUCUGGGUCGUCGCCAUCGAGGUUUCGGGGGCCCGUGCCAUCGGGCCCGUCUGUGGUGCCAUCUUCUGGGAGUAUCUCUGUCCCGUUAUCAUCGAGUCACAACUCACAGAGACACUGACGCCGAUCGAGGUCAGAAAGGCGCUAGACGUGCACCACUUCCAAUCGCGCAUGUCCAACUUCUUCAUCAUCAUCCUCGGCGAGGGCGUCCUGCAACUCAUCAAGGACGGACCCUUGGGUCUGGGCCUCCGUGGGAGCACGGGGGACAUGGUCUGGAUCCUGCUGAUCUACUACGAAUUCUCAUUCCUCUACUUCAACCGCGACGGGAGCAUGACGUUCGUCCCGGCAGCCACCCACAAGGGGAAAAAGACCCUGACGUGGGUCUUUUGGCACAUCCCGCUCUUCUCCUCGAUCUUGACCUUCGCGUCUAGCGUCAUGUUCAUCAUCCGCCACCAGCCCGACGCGCCCUACACCUCGUCGCCGGCGGCCGGUGCGUCGUCGGAGGGACAGAUUGCACCAGAUGACCUGCCGCGCUACAUGUACCGCGCCGUGUGGACGUGCGCGACGUCGCUAGGGAUCAUCAUGCUCAGCAUGACGGCGCUGGCGCUGUUGGACAAGUCCCUCGACGAGCCGGCCACGCUCAAGAUCAACAACCGCUACAUCCGCCUCUCGGGCCGCGCCGUCUUCAUCGUCGUGAUCGUGUGCGUGCCCGCGACCCCGAACAUCGGCGCGGGCCUGUUUCUCGGCAUCGCCGCCUGCAUGCUGUUGGGUGUGACCGUCUGGGAGUGGAACGUCGGGCUGGACAGGGGCGGCGCGCUGAUCGAGCCGCUGGGUCUCACGCACAUGAUGAGUCGGGAGUUGAAGACCUGA